Messenger RNA from Acanthopagrus latus (yellowfin seabream), 1871 nucleotides. Its product is annotated as protein phosphatase methylesterase 1-like. Lineage: Eukaryota; Metazoa; Chordata; Actinopteri; Spariformes; Sparidae. The record is from RefSeq and is a predicted model, not a curated record. The transcript has 14 exons. Gene Ontology annotation, biological process: protein demethylation. Gene Ontology annotation, molecular function: protein methylesterase activity. The coding region runs from base 558 to 1661 and encodes 367 amino acids.
GAAAAAUAUAUAUAUGUCAAAUCGUAACCUCCAACAAUAAUGGAAACCUUCGAUGUCCCAGACUGUACUGUAUGAAUUAAAGACCUCGGUCAGUUCUGGGCUAACCAGGGAUUUUUUGGAGAACGGGGCUUCGAAAACAACAACACUGACUUGCUUUGCCGUUGGUGACACGUUGUACCAUUAACUACCAGAAACUUCUCCAAAGUUCUGCCAACACGUCGCCGUCUGAUGCUGUCAGCGCAUCAGUGACGUAACUACGGACUCGCUUCAGAAAGACAGCUUCGACCCGCCUGUCACGCCCACUUCAGCGCUCUCAGCCAACAGGACGCCGCGGCAGUGAUGCUACAUGACAACAGCAGCUGACAGGGUAUUGUCUGACUGUGUGUUUGUGUUUACAUCAGCAGUCUUCUUAUUCGGCUGGUGGAUGUCGGAGCAGCUCUCACUGCCGUGUAGUUCUUAUUGAGAGAAACCUGCUAAACAGACAGACUGAAUAGACACAACACAUAUAUAUACAGGAGACUGAAGCCUGUUUGGACGUCCUUCUGCUGAGACGAAGCAUGUGGGAGGAGAGCUUCGAUACAGAGCAUGAGGUUGGCGGUAAGCUCGACUACUCGCCGGUGUCCUGGCGGGAGUAUUAUGACGAGAUGGAGGACGUGAACGUGGGGCCGGCCGACAGCAGGGACGUCUUCAGGAUUUAUAAAGCAGGAAGUGAAGGACCGCUGCUGGUUCUGCUGCAUGGAGGAGGACACUCGGCUCUGUCCUGGGCCGUCUUCACUACAGCCAUCACCCGCAGAGUGAACUGCAGGGUGCUCGCCAUGGACCUCAGGGGUCACGGUGACACCCUGGUUCGCCAGUCUGACGACUUCUCAACUCAAACUAUGUCCAGUGAUGUAGCCAAUGUGAUUCAAGCCUGCUACGGUGAGACUCCGCCCCCCAUCAUCCUGAUUGGCCACGGAGUUGGUGGAGCGAUCGCAGUGCAUACAGUCGGCAACAUGGUGAUCCCGACCACCGUGGGCCUGGUGGCUAUAGACGUCGUGGAGGGCAGCGCAAUGGAGGCGCUCCACAGCAUACAGAACUUCCUGAAGGGAAGACCCAAGUCCUUCAAGUCCAUGGACCACGCCAUAGAGUGGAGCGUGAAGAGCGGACAAAUCAGGAACCUGGAAUCUGCCAAAGUCUCAAUGGUUGGUCAGAUUAAAAGAUGUGAGGUGGAGGAGGCCGACACUCUGGAGCAGGCCAGCCCGGUACCAGACGUGGUCGUCGAGCGCAGUGAAGAGUUCUAUGAUCAGAGCUACGUCAACGACAAAGAGAACGCUGCCUCAGAGGUGAGCCUCAACGAAGGCCAGAGUGUGUACAAGUGGCGUAUUGACCUGUCAAAGUCAGAGAAGUACUGGGACGGCUGGUUUAGAGGAACCUCCAACCUCUUCCUGGCUUGCAACCUGCCCAAACUCCUGCUUUUGGCCGGAAUUGACCGACUAGACAGAGAUCUGACGAUCGGCCAGAUGCAAGGUAGAUUCAUGAUGCAGGUGCUGCCCCCCUGUGGCCACGCAGUGCAAGAAGACAAACCAGAAAGAGUGGCUGAAGCUGUGGCCUCCUUCCUGCAGAGACACAAGUUUGCUGAAGCCAGAAGAGAAACCAGGAGCUCCAACUCUCUGUCACAGUGACGUCUGCAGGUGUCUGACCCGUCUGUCCAGAACUGCAGACAGAACACGUCUCCAGUUUUAUUUCGCUCUUCGUCCUUCAGCUGCUGAUGUCUCCAUGUUUAACCCUCCAGAUCGUAGACUGACCGUCACUCUGACAGAUGUUGUGAUCCAAGUUGUUGUAGUUCUGUUGUGUAGUUUGUUAUUAUUAAACACGCCACACUAAGACAAGAA